AUGUGGCGGCCGGAGCCGGCCUCGCCGGACUGCCCUGACCUGCUGCAGCACGUCCAGGAGCUGCGCUCGCCGUCCACCCCGCUUUACCUCAGCUUUUUCGAGGAAGAGUGUCGCGCCAUCGCCGCCCGCCUGCGCCUCGGGGCGGCUGCGGAGUCCCCGCCGGGCCAGGGGGAGCUCAGCGUGCUGCAGCCCGAGCCCGCCGGACCCGCCACCUCCACGCCGCUGCCCUUCCCGAGCCACGGGCGCGUCCCGGACUCGAGCGCGGGCGACUGCGAGGCCGCUGCUGCCCCUGCCCCUGCCGCCCCUGCCCCUAGCCUGAGCCCGGUCCCAGGGGAGCCCGGGUGCCUCCCACAGCCCGCGGCCAGCGAUGUCCCCGGCUCUCGCCCUCCCGCCCAGUCCCGGCGGGUGCGGCGCGGUCGCGGGCAGCCCUCCGGCGGUAGCCCUGGCACCCCGGGCCGCGGCCGCGCCGGGCUCGCUGUCCGCCGCGCACGGGCCUCGCUGGGGCUGCAGCUCCCCGCGGCCGGCACAGGGCGCGGCGCCUGCGAAACGCGGCUCGUCCGGCCCCCAGGGACCAGACUGAAGCUGCCGUCGCCUGCCAGGUCCAGGCUGCAACAUGCAAGUGGGGCUUCGCAGCAGUCACAGCCUUCCAGGCUUCCCAGACUCGCCCCCCGGGACAGAGGGGUGAAAAGUAGUUCUGCACCUGCCAGCAGCCUCACGCGAAGCCGGGAAGCACCUGCUGCCGAGGCUGGGAGCCGUAAACAGCCCUCCUCAAGGCUCUCUACAGCAAUUCCUGCCGUGGCUUCCUGCUCUUCACUGCGGCCUCUGGGAAAAGAGCUUCCGUCCAAGCGUUUGUGCCUCGAUAAAGGAUCAACUACACAGGAGCUGGUGAACAAUAUGACCCAAGAGCUGCAGAAAAGUGAGAGCAAAGUAAGCCUGGUUGCACCAAGGAUUGUCUUGAGAGCAGGUAAAACUAACCAGACGUGGGUUUAUGAGGAGUCCUCUUUGCCCAGUGAGUUGGCCCCUGGCCUGACUUCAGGGUGUGAAGAUGCAGUCCCUGCUGAGCAGUCUGCAGGUGAUCAGCUGUCCCAGGAACUGGAGCGUGUGAAGAAAGAGCUGGAGCAUGUGAAGAAAGAGCUGGAGCAAGUGAAGGGCGAGCUUGCUGUCAAGACUGCCCAGUGUGAAGCCUAUGAGCAGACAAUCUCCUCCUUGCAGGCUCAGCUCAGAGCAGCAGGUAUGUUCCCUCACCAUGGUGAGUCCUCGCUUCUGGGCAGGCUACAGGGACAGCUCCAGUGAUCCUUUGCUGGUGUAACUGAGGACUGUGAGGUGGUAGGGAUGCAGCUUAUGGCCUUUCCCAGGGGUCAGGUGCUGAGUUCCAGAAGCAUUGUUGCUUUGAUGUUGCUGGUUUUUCCCAGGAAUCUGUAUGAACGAUGAAGCAGUGUUCAACAUUGGUGACCCGAGGAGAGGCUGACAGCUGGGACAUGGAGAAAGACAACAGCCAUUGUCUGGCUGUGUGAGCCUCUGGGCCAGUGAUAUAUGUGGAGCUCUCAAAUGAAUUAAUUUUGUAGCUCCUUGUAUGUAAGUAAAAUAAAGGUGUCUUUUGCAAUGA
Molecule: messenger RNA, 1606 nt
Organism: Catharus ustulatus (Swainson's thrush)
Lineage: Eukaryota; Metazoa; Chordata; Aves; Passeriformes; Turdidae
Product: translation initiation factor IF-2-like
Exons: 7
Coding region: 1-1293 (430 amino acids)
Source: RefSeq, a predicted model, not a curated record